AUGUCGAGCCUUUGCAAAGUCACGGACUCUUUGUUCAUUAGCAAUUCCCGGUCAGCCUGCGCGGAGGAGCUCCUCACCGGGGAGGGAGUGACGUUCUGCAUCAAUGUCUCCCGGCAGCAGCCCUUCCCGACGCUCCGGCGGCUGCAGACGCUGCGGGUGCCGGUCUUCGACGAGCCCGGCGAGGACCUCUACAAGUACUUCGAGCGCUGCAGCGCGGCCAUCCAGAGCGCGGCCCAGGGCGGCGGGAAAUGCCUGGUGUACUGCAAGAACGGCCGCAGCCGCUCCGCCGCCAUCUGCACGGCUUACCUGAUGAAGCACCGCAAGCUCAGCCUCAAGGAGGCCUUUGAGACCGUGAAGGCUGCCAGGCCAGUAGCACAGCCCAAUGCAGGAUUUUGGUCUCAGUUACAAAAAUACGAAGAACAUUUACAUAUGCAGGAUCAGGUGGCUCCUUCUCAAAAAGAAACUUUAGAAUAA
Molecule: messenger RNA, 474 nt
Organism: Euleptes europaea (tarantolino)
Lineage: Eukaryota; Metazoa; Chordata; Lepidosauria; Squamata; Sphaerodactylidae
Gene: DUSP28
Product: dual specificity phosphatase 28
Exons: 2
Coding region: 1-474 (157 amino acids)
Biological process (GO): protein dephosphorylation
Cellular component (GO): cytoplasm
Molecular function (GO): protein tyrosine/serine/threonine phosphatase activity
Source: RefSeq, a predicted model, not a curated record